AUGUUGGCUGCCAAGGCUUUUAAUAAAAUUUUAAUAAAUGAUACUGUUUAUCCCUCUGGUAAUAAAAAUCUAACUAAUGAAUUUGACAAAACAACAAUAUAAAAAUUCACUAAAGAACUUACAAUUAAGUCUACUACUUAGUAGUAUAAGAAGUUUAAAUCUUUAGAUUCGGAGAAGGACAAUUAAAAUGCAAAUGAGAUGAAAUUGGGCUUUAAAAUUUGUUUAGGAAUAAUAGAUAGAGCCAGGACAAUUCAACUUUUUAAUUAAACAAAAUGGAAUAUGAAAGCCUCGUUUGGUUCUUCUUUAUAGGCAGCUCAAUAGACCUUUAUUUCUGAUUCAAUUAAUUAAUAUUUACAUUAUGAGUUUAUAAUAUCUAAAAUCAAAGAGAUGAUUAUAAACCUCAUAAAUUCAAAAGUAUCCUUUUUUUCUGAAUUAAUAAAAGAACAAUAAUAAUUUGAUUUGAGUAAAACUCUAAAGAAAACAAAUAAACUUUGUAGCGACCUACAUUAAACAGAAAACUAUAUUAAAAGUUAGUUUGAAAAAUAUCCAAGUAUCAGAUUAUAAAAAGCGCUCACUUUUUUUUUGGCUGAAUUAUACAGUAAUUAUAUUGAAGCUAAUAAAGUCUACACUUAAUCAAUCAAUGUAGAUCUAAAAUUUAUAUAAAAUAAUCAUUCUGCAUUGAAUUUGACUUAAUAAUAGAGUGCCUAUGUAAUAUUAUCUUUAAAUGAAGAUUUAAAACAUUUGGAAGUCUAAACGAUCUCAAAUCAUAUGCUUAAUUUAAUUGGAAAACCUAAUUAAUAAAAUACAUGUUUUAGAGAAAUACUACCAUUGUUCUUUUAUUAAUAUCAUCCCUUAAUGGUCAACACUUUUUUGUCAACCGGAAAAUCUAGAUAUUACAGAAACUUUAGUCCCAAUUUUGUAAAUGUGCACGAUUGUUUAGUUAAAGGGGUAUAAUUAUGUUAUGAUACAACUUCAAUUUUUCAUCAUUCCUAAUUGGUUUUUGUAGCAUUUAUAUAAGAAUUAGUUUAUGAAAAAUGCUACAUCAUAGUGGAUGGUUUUGAUAAAAGUUUUGUUAGUUUUUCCUUUAACUUCCUAUAGAAAAUUGGAUAUGAUGAUAAUUUGAUUGUGAAAAUGGUGAAACAUAAAUAUUUGAAUGAAAUUUCAAUUUAUAAUAUCUUCCCACAAUUUGACGAAGCUUUGUUGAGAUAACAACAAGAUAAUAGACUUUUGGUAGAAAAACUAUUCUUCUUUGAUUAUCUGAAGAUCAGAAAAUCAACCGUCAUAGAGAAUAGAGAAAAAAGAAUGUCAAAUUUACAUCCAAAUAUCUGGAAACAGAAAGAGAAAGUGUUGUCUUUUAUUGCUAAACUCAACAUUAUUGUAAGAGCUCAUUAAGAUUUUUCUUAUUAUAUCAUAGAAAUUUAAGAUAUAUAAUAAUUAACUGGCUUAAAUAAUACAUUUUUAGAUGAAGUUAAUGAAUAAGAAUCAUUAAUUUCUGAAUCUUCCAAUAUGAGUAAUAGUUAAAGUUGUAUCCUCAGCUAAGUUGAUGAAAAUCAUGCAAAUUAAAUCUAUGUUCAAGAUCUAAAUAAUUAAGUAUCAAUUCUCUCCCCAUUAACAACGUUUUUUAAUAAUAACGGAGAUUAGAGUACUCGUUAGAUAUAAACACAGAUUAAGGACACUAAUUAAAAUUAAGCAGCUGAAAACUUAAUUCAUGAAAGUGAAACCAAAAAAUCCCCUUAUUAAGUCAGAAAAUAAUAAUAACAGGCCUUUUAUAAUUGCAAAAUAUCUCAUAUUUAUUCUUUCAAGGAUAAAUCAUCUUAAGCAUCUAAAGAAAAAAAUGAUAAUAAAUAGUAAUAAAAAUAAUAAGAUUAGUAACAAUAAUAUGCUUAAUCUUAAUCUUCUGUAGCAAGUAUAAAUUAAUCAGUGAAUUAUAAAAAAUAUGAAUUGGUUGGAAAGAUUACUUCCUAAAAACCUCCCUAAAAAGUCAAUCAAUUUAUCGGGUUUUUAUUAAUCUAAAAUUUUGUUUAAAUGAUUUAUUUCAUCAUCAUUUUAUCCUUAAUGCCUUCUGAUUUAGAUAACAGCAUUACUGAAAUAAACAUGAUUGGCCUUCAUUCAGAUGUGAUGGCUCCACAUGAUCUUUAUUUUUCUAUGAGAGUUACUUUAUCAUCCUAUUAAUAAGCAUUAAGGGAAGGAUUUAUCAAUUAGACAUAAUUUACUCAAUUGACAGACCCUUAUUAUGACAACAUUUAUCUUGGAUAUCAAGAAUUGAAAAAUAGUCUAUAUUAAUAAUUAACUAAUCCAUACUUAUAAUUGUUUUAUAAUGAUUAUAAUAUGAAUAUUAGGUUCAUGAAAGAUAAUGACUCUUCAGUGGUCUCUGAACAAAUGACAUUCAGAGAAAUCUUACUAGUUAUAUUACAAUAUUAGUUUGCAUACGCUAAGAAGUAUGGAAGAAGAGAAAGUCCAAGUGGAUCUACUUAUCAAGUAUUUCUUUAUGCUAAUUAUUUCGACUUACAUGAUUUGUUAACUCAAAUCACUGAGGAAAUAUUCGUUUAUUCAAAAGAAAGAUCAGUAAGUGUGAACUAAAAGUGGACUAUCUUUUGGCUUAUUUCUAUUUUAGUAAUAAUCUGUACAAGUUUUAUAUCAUUUUUUUACUACAAUCAGUAUUUAGUCCAAUAUGAUAAGUUUUUAUAUCUUCUAGAUUAUUUUUCUUUAGAUCGAAUGGAAAACGAAAUUUCAAAAUUGAAAUCACUAUUAUCUUAAAUUCUUCAUGAUGAAAAGUCAAUAUUUGAUUACGAAUUUAAUUUUGAAAAUUGUUAAAUUAAAAUUCAUAAUUCAAGUACCAACAAUUAGAUUAAUAAAAAAACUAAAAAGUUGAAGAAAAUCUUUAAAGUAAGUAGAAUAAGACCAGCAUUCAUUUUAUUUUUAAUAUGUGUUAUUUUUGUUUCAUAUUCAACAUUAGUUGACUAAUCAAAUUAAAACUUUUUUGAUAAGUACCAAUCAACAAUCGAUUUCUUUAAAAUGAUUUCUGAUUUAAAACUUAGAUCGGGAAGUAUAGUUAUGUAGAAAGAAAUUUUUUAUCGUUGGGUCAAUUUCACUUAUCUAACAGAUUAUGAUAAACAAAGAUUGUAUCUUCUAGUAAAUUAGGCACUUUAAAUCAUGAAUUAAUAUGUCUUAUAUGCUAAUUCAUUUAACUUUGAUAAAUUAAUAGUUUCUGACACCUUUAUUGAGUAUUAUAACAAUGUUGAGACUGAAAAUUUAUGUGAUAUUUUAACAGAUGUAUAUGUAUUUUUAUCUUUUAGGAUUUCAAAAAUUUUAUGUAUAAAUAAUGUACUCUAGCAUUUGAAGGUACUUUAAAGCAAGGCACUAUUCAAAGCUUAAAUUAUAUCACUAACUUAGUCAAAGCAGAAUAGGGCAUCAAUAACUUUACAAGUAGGCUAACAUAUAAUCUCUAUGAACAAGAAGGUUCUUAAGUUAUAACAAGAAUAUUUAUAUAAUUGAACGAAUAAUUGUCUUUUGGAAUUGAAGAAAUAACAAAGGCCUAGCUUGAAUUUAGUAAGGUAGAUAUUCAAUAUUGACUUAGUCUCUUUCAAUAGUGUAUUUUGUAAUAGCAUUUAUUGGAUGUGUAUUAAUGGGAAAGCUAUUAAGAUAAUAUUUGAUUUAUCAAUAUUAUUUAAUCAAAAGAAUAGUCAACAUUACCCCUUUACAAAUAUUGAUUGAAGAUGAGUCCUAUGAAAGAUAGCUUAGAUUAUUGCUUUAAUAAUAAGAAACAGGUUGA
Molecule: messenger RNA, 3772 nt
Organism: Paramecium octaurelia
Lineage: Eukaryota; Ciliophora; Oligohymenophorea; Peniculida; Parameciidae
Source: the annotation of a GenBank genome assembly